AUGCUGUCGCGCGCCACCCGGCUCAACGGUAGUAGUCUGCUGCGAGUCCUUUUCUUCCUCUGUGUGCUCAGCUUCGGCGCCGGCGUCGUGCUCUGGUACACCAUCAACUCCGAUCGCGAAUUCCUGCACCCCAUUCUCACCCAGGUCAUCCCAGCCGGGCACUGCGCCUGCGAGUCCGCCACCAUCUUCGAGUGCAGCACAUGCCUCACCUGCUCACACCAGGACACACCGCCAGCCGCCGAAUCAGGCAGUGAAACAUGGCAAUUCGAGUACAAGCGCGACGGCCAAAAUGCAGGGCUCAGCCAUAGCCAGUGCAAUGCCGCGUUCCCAGGCCUGUUCGAGGACGUCAACCGGGCGGGCAAGUACUGGAGCAAGCAAGGGGGUCUGUCGACUGCCGAAUUAGACGCCGUCCCUCUGAAUCAGGGGAUGGGCCGUGCAAGAAUUGCCAACGGCCAGCUGUAUGUGCUGGCAACCCGCGCCAUGGGCGAGGACCACCGCCGGAAAAUCGUCGCGGCGUUGAGCGCGAUGCACCGGGCGCUGGCGGCGGACGAGAACCGCGCGACCAGGCCCGAGAUUGAGUUUGUUUUCUCGGUCGAGGAUAAGCUCUCUGAUGUUGCGAGUGCCGAGCACCCUGUUUGGACGCUCGCGAGGACGCCUGGGGAGGAGGCUGCUUGGUUAAUGCCGGAUUUUGGGUACUGGUCUUGGGACCACCUGCAGACAUCGAUCGGCCCGUAUGAUGAGGUUGUUGAGCAGGCUGCGCAGUAUGAUCAGCCCUGGGAGGAGAAGGAUCCACGACUGGUAUGGCGGGGGAAGCCGAGUUUCGCACCGAAGCUGCGUAGAGCUUUGAUGGAUGCGACGCGGGGGAAAUCGUGGGCGGAUGUGCAGCCGGUGGACUGGAAGACCAAGUCGAAUGUGUUAAAGAUGGAGGAGCACUGCAAGUACAUGUUUAUUGCGCAUGUGGAGGGACGGUCGUACUCGGCGUCUCUGAAAUACCGCCAGGCGUGUCGAUCGGUCAUUGUCGCACACCAGUUGCAGUACAUCCAGCACCACCACUACCUGCUCGUCUCGUCUGGGCCGCAGCAGAACUACGUCGAGGUCGCACGCGACUUCAGCGAUCUGGAGGCGCACCUCGAGCCGCUGGUCGCCGACUCCAAGCAGGCAGAGCGCAUCGCGGACAACAGCGUGCGCACGUUCCGCGAGCGAUACCUGACAGCGGCAGCAGAGGCGUGCUUCUGGCGGUCGCUGUGGGAUGGAUACGGGGAUGUCUUCAACGCCAGCACCGAGCGACGAGGGCUGCGGUACGAGUCGUUUAUCCUUCAGGAGAGCGAGAAGAUGUUUGACUUCAAUAGAGCAUAG
Messenger RNA from Aspergillus puulaauensis, 1356 nucleotides. RefSeq lists its product as uncharacterized. NCBI's taxonomy places the organism in Eukaryota, Fungi, Ascomycota, Eurotiomycetes, Eurotiales, Aspergillaceae. Bases 1 to 1356 code for a protein of 451 amino acids. The record is from RefSeq and is a predicted model, not a curated record. The transcript is spliced from 2 exons.